AUGGGAUCGCUUCUAGAUCACUUUUUGAGUAAUGAGUUCCCUUAUCAAGCCGAUGAUAUUGAAGCCUUUUGGUCAAGCUUUCUGGGGCUCGCGAAGGGUAUCGAAACUAUGCAGGGACAACCUAACAGCGGGCUCCAUGGCGACCUCAAACCUUCAAAUAUUCUUCUCUUUCAGGGAAGGAAUCCCGCAGAGAGCAAGCACUCUUUCAUGCUCACAAUUGCGGACUUUGGUAGUAGUCGCAUUGGCUCGAUCAAUGAAUCUCCAGAUGGGAGCACCCCUCUCCGCCUGAGAAGCACCCGGACGUAUGGUGCCCCCGAGGUCUAUUCGAUUAGCGAUGGCAGACUUGAAACGAAUCAAUCAGUUGAUAUAUGGUCUUUGGGAUGUAUCUUGAUGGAAGUGGCUGUGUGGAUCACAGGAGGGUUCAAAGCUCUUGAAAGUUUCAAAGUGGCCCGUGUGGAAGAGACUUCCAAGAUACCGGACUUUCAUGAAGUUGUGUUUUGUGACUGCUUCCAUCAAGGAUAUGAUCUUUUACCAUCCGUUAAAGAGUGGGCUCGGAUCGUUCAAGAAAAUGCGCGACGCAACGACAACAUAACACCGAGGAUGGUAGAUUUUAUUUUGAACAGUCUGCUGCGACCUGAAAGUUUUAGAUGUUCCCCUCAAAGCCUAGAGGCUAGCAUGAGAGAGAUUAUAUCCUCAACAAAGGUCGGAUCUCAAGCAUAUCACAGCAGGAUCGAGCAGCAUCCCCCAUCGCCGAGCUCCAUUGGUUCUAUACCUCCUAUCACCAUGAGGCCAUUAAUGGCCCAGCCAGUUUUAUCAGUACAAACUUCACCUCAACACAAUCUAUCAGAGAUGAUGGGAUCUCCCGUCACGCCAAUGUCACCAUCCAUUUACUAUCAGCACGGACCAACAGACAACACCGUGAUUCAGCGUACCCUAACCGAUCCUACCGCCGAGCUAAUGAGGAGUAAUACGACCAGCCCUUAUCCAAACGUCACCUUGAGGGAACUGGCCCUGUGGAGGGGCAAUAAGAAAAAGUAUAGACCGGACCUGCCGGGCUGGAAAGAAGCACAGAACUUACUGAGAGGCCGCGAUUUCCUCUUCAUCAUCGAUAAUUCUAGGUCGAUGUUCGAGCAUCAAGCAGCUGUCAUCGAAGCCGUCGAUAACCUAGCUUACCUUGUGAAGCAGCUUGAUCCCGAUGGUGGUGAGAUUAGGUGGACAUCCAGUCCUCAGACAAAGGAAAGCUUCUCCAACAGCACCCAAGCUGGAGAUUCUGCAAGAAGAGCUUUCGCAGAAAGAAGCCAGGUUGACUGUAACAUGGAAGGAGCUCUAAUAGAAGCCUUACCAACCAACUUCCGCUCCGGAUCGAUGGCUAGCGGGACUUCUUGGGGAAUUAGAUCGGGAAUUAACCGCAUCCGCUCUAAUUCCUCAGCAAAACGCCUCAGUGUCCUGAUAUUCACGGACGGUGUUUGGGUUCCAUCAGAUGCAGGACUAUGCGGAGCUGAUCGCCCGAUCGAGCACCUCAUUCAGCAAAUGAAAAGUCAAGGUGUUCAGCGGUCAGGCAUCGCCGUGCAGUUCUUAAGAUUUGGUUCUGACCCCGCUGGAAUCGGGCGACUGGACUACCUGGAUAAUGAGUUAGCUAAGAAGCCAGAGAACCAGGGAUUUGAUAUUGUCGACCAUAAGUCUGAACAGGACAGUGUUUGGGGAAUAUUGAUAGGCUCGGUUUUUGAGGCAAUGGACCACCUGGGCUAA
Messenger RNA from Clonostachys rhizophaga, 1749 nucleotides. The record is from the annotation of a GenBank genome assembly. NCBI's taxonomy places the organism in Eukaryota, Fungi, Ascomycota, Sordariomycetes, Hypocreales, Bionectriaceae.